This is a messenger RNA of Trifolium pratense (red clover), 1527 nucleotides long. RefSeq names its product heavy metal-associated isoprenylated plant protein 32. NCBI's taxonomy places the organism in Eukaryota, Viridiplantae, Streptophyta, Magnoliopsida, Fabales, Fabaceae. Bases 1 to 1473 code for a protein of 490 amino acids. The record is from RefSeq and is a predicted model, not a curated record. The transcript has 3 exons. Gene Ontology annotation, molecular function: metal ion binding.
AUGAGUAACGAAGAGAUUUUGAAAAUACAGAAAUAUGUUCUCAAAGUGAACAUACAUUGUGGCGGUUGCAAGCAGAAGGUUAAGAAAAUCUUAAAGAAGAUCGAUGGGGUUUUUAUUACCGAGAUAGAUGCUGAACAAGGGAUGGUGACUGUUUAUGGGAAUGUGGGCCCAAAUGUUGUCAUCAAGAAGCUUGCAAAAUCAGGUAAACCUGCAGUGAUUUGGGGUAAUCCAAAUGCAAACAACAACAAUAACCUAAAUAACAUUGCAAAUCAGAUGAAAAACAUGCAAAUUGACAAUGGAAAUGAUGGACGAAACAACAACAACAACACCGCCACCACCAACAACAACAAUCUAAAUAUUUUGGGACGGGAAAUAUUUUCGUCACGCAAUUCUAUCCCAAAUCAAUUUUUUUCUAGUAGCGAUGGUCGUCAAAAUAACCAAAACCAACCAAAGGAUAGUGUUGGUGGACAACAUCAGCAAGGACAAAAUCCUCAACAUCAACAAUUUCAACAACAACUGCAAGGACAAAAUCCUCAACAACAAUUGCAACAACUUCAACAAAUGAAAGGGUUUGGAAAUCUGAAUGUUCCUCAAUUUAAGGACAUGAACAUGAGCAUCAAGAUGCCACCAAAUCAAAAUCCAAAUAUGAAAGAUGUUAAGCUCAGUUUGCCUGAAGAUGAUGAUUUUUCUGAUGAUGAUGAUGAAUAUUCUGAUGAUGAGUCUGAUGAUGAAAUGGAUAAUCGACAACAAACAAUGAAACUUCCAAUGGGGGGUAAUGGUCCUGCUCACAUGAUGAUGAAUGGUGUGAAUCAUUUUCAACUAAUGAAUGCUCAAAAGGGUAGUGAAAACGACGACAAGAACGGUGGGGGAAAUGGUAAGGAAAGUGGUGGUGGACUUGAGACUGUUCAAUUUCAUGGCUUGGGUUGUGGAGAAGGAAAUCAUUAUAGUCAAAAUCAAGGUGGAGGUAACAUAAACAAUGGUGGCAAAAAUGAAGGUGGAACGUCGGAGGGUAAAAAUGGAAAUAAGAAUGUUGGUGGUAGUGCUGAAAUUCCAAAUAACAAUGUAUUCCCAAACAUGCAUUAUCAAGGUCAUCAUCCUAAUAUGGUCUCCAUGGGAGGAGCGAUGAGAACCAACAUGUCAAGGAUGAACCAAAUGGGAACCAACAUGCCAGCUGUACAAGGCCUUUUUGCAGGCACGGCGACUAGUAGUGGUGUUCAUGCAAGCGGAUACAGUGGUCCUAAUAUAAUGAUGGGUGGAAAUCCUUACCAACAACAAUACAUGACUUCAAUGAUGAAUCAACAAAGGGAAAUACCAAUUGGUGGAGAAAAUGUAAAUGAAAGAUUUCAACCAAUGAUGUAUGCAAAACCACCAAUGGCUGCUAAUUACAUGUAUCCUCCACCUCCUCAAUAUCGCCAAGAUUCAUAUUCCAACUUUUUCAAUGAUGAAAAUACUUCAAGCUGCAGUAUUAUGUGAAGAUAUGGGAUGCUGAUUGUUCUGCUGAUAAAGAGAAGAUGAUGAAUGAGUUUU